CCUUAAACCACCCUCGCCUCCUCGCCCCCUCUCGCCUCUUCUACCUGCUGUCGAUGAAGGGCUUCUCAAAACGGGCUCUGUACACAACAUCGCCUGGCCAUCUCAAUUGCACUACCGCUGCCACCAGUCAUCUUCCCCUAUCCUCCUUGCCGUGGUUGCAUUCAAUCCAGCAGCACCCUUGCGCGCUCUUACCCCUUACCAUCCCCAUCAACUUCUCCCCGCAGACACUCAACACCGCCAACGCACCUUUUGCACCCAUAAUUGGCAACCUGCCGUGCACCCAGCAGUUAAUAUCCCCAGCCAGUUUUCUCAUUCCCAUCCCAAUUCAGGAACGGUUCCAGCGCUUGCACAUCCAUACAGAUCUUGCAUAUCAAAAUCAGGUUCCUCCGCACAGACCGACUGGUCAUCGCCUGCAUCUGGACUUGCCCCUGCCUACGUGAAGUUGCGCCAAAGCCUACGCCUACGCCUACGCGGGGUUCAGGUGAUUCUUCAGCGACCCCUCCACUGCUCUCCAACGUCAAUAUCAUCCUCUCAACACGUCUCCUCAACCACCCUCCGUUUUCCUCGGGGGUUCUGUUCAUCCGCCUCCACCAUGUCUUCCGUAUCUCAACCCCAGACGCCUGCGACCCUCGAUAGCCCCUCACGAGAACACAGGCACCGUCCUGUAGAGAGAUUGACGGAUCGACUCGAGACCCCAACCCUUGAUGAUCGAUCAUACAGAGUCAUUCGACUUCCCAACCAGCUCGAGGUUCUCUUGGUUCACGAUGCCGAAACAGACAAGGCCAGCGCGGCCAUGGACGUGAACGUGGGAAAUUUCAGUGAUGAGGAGGAAAUGCCAGGCAUGGCUCACGCCGUGGAGCAUUGUAAGUGCAUAUAUAUUGGUCCAAUUGCUGCAUUGAAACCACCUUUGCUAACAUCUUACUAGUGCUUUUCAUGGGCACCAAGAAGGUACGUUGAAUUGAAGCAUUUUACGCAGAAUAUUCCAGCAUUCUCUUGUAACCACCAUUCAUGAGCACAGCUAACAUUCCUCCAGUAUCCUAUCGAGAAUGCCUACUCCCAGUACCUCUCCUCCCACUCCGGCAGCUCCAACGCAUACACCGGCGCAACGUCAACGAACUAUUACUUCGAGGUUGCCGCUAAGCCUGCAGAAGAUGCAGGUCCGGAAGAGUCAUCGCCACUUUAUGGUGCCCUGGAUCGAUUCGCGCAGUUCUUCAUAGAUCCUCUUUUCCUUGAUUCCACUUUAGACCGAGAGUUACGCGCAGUAGAUUCGGAGAACAAGAAGAAUUUACAAAGCGAUCAAUGGCGGUUACAUCAAUUGGAGAAGUCCCUCUCAAACCCAAAACAUCCAUACUGCCAUUUUUCUACUGGGAAUUUUGAAGUUUUGAAGACGCAACCUGAAGCUAGAGGGGUCGAUGUUAGACAAAAGUUUAUGGACUUUCAUGAGAAGCAUUAUUCUGCAAAUCGGAUGAAGCUGGUAAUUUUAGGACGAGAAUCCCUGGAUGAAUUGGAGGAAUGGGCAGCUGAUCUUUUUGCUGGCGUACGCAACAAGGACCUACCCCAAAACCGCUGGGAAACUGAGGUGCCUUUCGGAGAGGGAGAUCUGUUGACUCAAUGUUUUACCAAGCCAGUGAUGGACUCGAGAGAAUUGAAUCUUACAUUUCCAUUCAUGGAUGAGGAGCUGCUUUUUGAGUCACAGCCCAGCAGAUAUAUCAGCCAUUUGAUUGGACAUGAAGGCCCGGGAAGUAUCAUGGCAUACAUCAAAUCCAAGGGUUGGGCCAAUGGCUUGAGUGCAGGUGCAUAUCCUGUCUGCCCUGGAACACCCGGGAUUUUCAACUGCCAGAUCCGGCUUACCGAAGACGGGCUGAAGAACUACAAGGAAAUCGUCAAAGUUUUCUUCCAGUAUGUAUCGCUACUGCAAGAGAAUUCGCCUCAGGAAUGGAUCUUCCAGGAGCAAAAGGGCCUGGCCGAUGUCGCCUUCAAGUUCAAGCAGAAGACUCCAGCAAGUAGGUUCACAAGCAAGAUUAGUGCUGUCAUGCAAACACUAUUACCACGAGAAUGGCUCCUCAGCGGACACAGCAGGUAUGUUUACUGCUUGAUAAUAUCUACUCUUUGUGAGUUAGUCAUGGUUUGCAACUAACGUUCGGAUCUAUAGACUUCGCAAAUUUGAUCCGGUAGGUAUCAAGGAAUGCCUGUCAUACCUGAGACCCGAUAACUUUAGGGUGACGGUGGUAUCUCAGAAGUUCCCAGGAACAUGGGAAUCAAAAGAGAAGUGGUAUGGUACUGAAUACACAUAUGGAAAGAUCCCUGUGGAGUUUGUCGAGGAAAUCAAAAAAGCCGCCCAAAGCACAUCUAACAGCAGAUUCCCAGAAUUACAUCUUCCACACGUAAAUCAGUUUAUUCCCACUAAGCUAGAAGUUGAGAAGAAGGAAGUAAAGGAGCCCGCUAUUUCACCCAAGUUGAUCAGAAUUGAUGACUUGGCCAGGACAUGGUACAAAAAGGGUACGUGAAAUACCACCUCUAUUGAUUUUCUCAUACUGACAUACACCAAAGAUGAUACCUUCUGGGUCCCGAAGGCUAAUCUCUUUGUCCAUUGUCGCAAUACGUUGACUCAGGCAACUGCCGAGAAUUGUUUGAAGGCGCAAUUGUAUACUGAUGUCGUAAGAGACGCGUUGGAAGAGUAUUCGUAUGACGCAGAGCUAGCUGGUCUUGAUUAUUCUAUCUCCAGCCACUCGAUGGGGAUCAAAUUCGAUGUAUCUGGUUAUAAUGAUAAGCUUCCUGUCCUCUUGGAGAAGGUCCUGAUUACCAUGCGAGACCUCGAAGUCAAGCCAGAAAGAUUCGAAAUCAUCAAGGAGAGAUAUGCUCGUGGCUUGAAAAAUUGGGAUUUCCAACAGCCGUAUAACCAAGUCGGCAGCUUCACCAGAUGGUUAAACACCGAAAAUGGAUAUAUCAACGAGCAAUUACUUGCAGAGCUGGAUCAUCUGACUGCGGCUGACAUCCAGCAAUUUUACCCUCAACUUCUCCACCAAAUGCAUAUCGAAACAUUUGUUCACGGAAACCUCUACAAAGAGGACGUACUGAAACUCAGCGACCUGAUUGAAAUCACGUUGAAGCCAAGAAUCCUGCCUCAAACACAAUGGCCUAUUUCCAGAUCCUUGGUCUUCCCCCCUAGAUCCAAUUACAUAUACCAUAAGACACUGAAAGACCCCGCCAAUGUCAACCACUGCAUAGAAUAUCUUUUGUUCGUCGGAGACAAGGCAGAGCGUCAGGUUCGAGCCAAGACAUUGCUACUGGACCAAAUGACCCAGGAGCCUGCAUUCGACCAGUUGCGAACUAAGGAACAACUUGGAUAUGUUGUAUUCAGCGGUGCGCGAACAACCAAGACCACCAUCGGCUAUCGAUUUAUUAUCCAAAGUGAAAAGACGCCGGAAUAUUUGGAGUCAAGAAUUGAUUUGUUCCUCGAUGGAUUCAUCAAAACACUUACUAACAUGUCUGACUCGGAUUUUGAAGGCCACAAGAGAAGUCUGAUAACCAAGCGCCUGGAAAAACUCAAGAACCUCGACCAGGAGUCAAGUCGUCUUUGGAUGGCUAUUGAUAGCGAGUAUUUUGAUUUCGAGCUUGGUAAGAACAUUCAGAUGAUUAAGUCGUGCGUUUACUAACAAAGAGAUAGCCCGAGAGGAUGCAGCAAAUAUCAAAUCACUGACCAAGGCAGAGAUGAUUGAAUAUUACAACUAUUUCAUCCUUCCUUCAUCUCCAAGUCGUGCCAAAUUGGCCAUCCAUCUCAAUGCCCAAACACCGGACACAGCGGCUGUAGAAAAUGGCCUCAAGACUCUAGCUCUAAACAAGGAUAAGAAAGACGAAGAGGAUGGCGAAGUGGUCCCAGUUGUGACGGCAGGAAAUGGCACGACACCAUAUAUCAUUACCGACGUGCGGGAGUUCAAGUCGAGACUACAAGUCAGCGCUGGACCCCAACCCGUCAAACACAUCAGCGAAUUUGAAGAGAUGGAGCCGAAGUUGUAGAAAAAGAUUCCGUUACGUUAGAAUUUCUAGCUAGUUUUCUUCCUUGUCGAGCAUUCUGCAUGGCGAAGUGUCUUACUUCAUUUUUUCAGGUGUCUGGAAUGGAUAUGGUUAUUGAUUGGUUUCUUGCAUUGAAAGAACUCAUACGUUUUCUAGGAUGGGAUUGGGCCUUCGAUGACGGACUCGAGUGUAGUUGGUUCGCUUGAAUUAGCUGUGGGGUUGGUGGUUGUUGGUUUGAAAUGUGCAUUGUAGAUACCCUUACCCCAGUGUUACAUUGACACACAUGCCAUUCAUGAU
This is a messenger RNA of Hymenoscyphus albidus, 4311 nucleotides long. NCBI's taxonomy places the organism in Eukaryota, Fungi, Ascomycota, Leotiomycetes, Helotiales, Helotiaceae. The record is from the annotation of a GenBank genome assembly.